CCACCUGUACCAACAAGAUCAAGAUCAGAGGCACCGUUAUGAAGGCAGGACUGGGACACAUCAUCACAACAAUCAUAACAAUCCUCCAAACACGAGAUCACGGUCUUGCAAUUGUCAGAUGAGCCUAUACAUUUAGUUAAUGGUAUUCAGAGACAGCACCUCCUGCCUUGCCGACUAACAGCAUAGGAUACACUGCUCAUAGUUCUGCAAUGGCUGGAAAAACUCUGAACUUCAACGUUGGAGUGCUGGGACACGUGGACAGUGGCAAGACUUCCCUCGCCAAGGCCCUGAGCACUGUCGCCAGCACUGCGUGUUUUGACAAGAACCCUCAGUCCAAGGAGAGGGGCAUUACCAUUGACUUGGGCUUCAGUUCCUUUGUGGUGGAGGCACCUGAGCAUGUACAAGCUGGUGGAUAUGAGAAGCUACAAUUCACACUGGUGGACUGCCCAGGUCAUGCCUCUCUCAUCAGGACUAUCAUUGGAGGAGCUCAGAUAAUUGAUGCCAUGAUGUUGAUAGUGGAUAUAACCAAAGGCAUCCAGACUCAGACUGCAGAAUGUCUUGUCAUUGGUGAGAUUCUGUGUGAUAACCUUCUUGUGGUUUUUAACAAAGUGGACUUGAUACCCCAACAGAAACAAAAGGCUACUAUUGAGAAAAUGACAAAAAGGAUCCUGCUCACUCUUCAAAAGACAAAAUUUGCUAACUCAAAAAUCAUUGCUGUAUCAGCCAAACCAGGAGGUGCAGAGGCAUCUGAUGAAAGCCCCAUUGGAGUGGAAGAGCUUAUAAAGGCAAUGCAGGAAUCCUCAUACAUUCCAAAAAGAGACUCUCUGGGCCCCUUCCUGUUUUCAGUUGAUCAUUGCUUUAGCAUCAGAGGACAGGGCACAAUCAUGACAGGAACUGUGCUUCAAGGCAUGGUGACUGUUAAUGAUACCAUAGAGAUUCCCAGCCUAAAGGUGACAAAAAAAGUGAAGUCAAUGCAGAUGUUCCGACAGCCGGUGGAGAAAGUGUCACAGGGGGACCGUGUAGGCAUCUGCGUAACACAGUUCGACCCAAAGCUGCUGGAGAGAGGUUUGGUGGGCAGUCCAGGUGUUAUCAAGACAGCUUUUGGGGUUCUUGCCCGAGUCUCCAAGAUUUCAUAUUAUAAACUUCCAAUUGAAACUAAAGCAAAGUUUCAUAUUAGUAUUGGUCAUGAGACAGUCAUGGCAAGGGCAUCAUUUUUUCACACAGAAAACCAAGAAAGUGCAGGAGAAACAUUUGACUUCAACUGCACAUAUAAGCACCAGCAAGAGCUCUUUGCACCAAAGCAUGAGGAUGGUACCACCUCUCACCAGUUUGCUCUCCUUCAGUUUGAAAAGCCAAUUCAGAUUACUCCUAAUUCCUCUUUGAUAGGCUCAAAGCUAGACAUGGAUGUGCACACUAACAUGUGUCGUCUUGCAUUCAAAGGAGAGCUCCUGGAAAUAUUCACUGAAAAGAAUUAUCAAGAGACUCAGCUGGAAAGAAUCAAGGUCUAUAAAAACAAAAGCAAGGAAGGACUGGUGGAGCGAAUGGCUAAUGAGAAUGAAAUCAUUGUCAAAAACCUGCUCAAGAAAGACACUAAUAGCCAGCUCUUUGUUGGUUUGAAGGUAAAGCUCUCCACAGGUGAAGAAGGGAUAAUUGAUGGAACAUUUGGGCAAGGAGGCAAGGUGAAAGUAAGAAUUAGUAGUGGCCUUCAAGACACCACAAAGGUCCUUCUGCAAAAACUCUCAGCUGGAAAAAAGAAAGGCAAGAGUGGCCAGGAAAACCAACCUUCCCCUGAUAACAGUUCAGAACCUGUGAAAGUUAUCCUCAAUUUUAAGAAAUAUGUAUUUAGCAACAGUAAAAAAAUAGUGCAAACUUGAUUACCCAUGUAUGUGUACCUAGAUUAUUUUGUAUGCUGUGUGAUCUUUUCAUGUUCCUUGUGAUAACUGAAUAUGUGACCCAUUUUUGUUGUUGUUUGUAAAGCUAUUGUGAAGUUUUUGACAAAGUUUUGAUACCUUUCAUUGCUAAAUAAAUUGGCUGGGUGAAAUAAUUAAAUGUGGCUUUAAUAUGAUACUUCAUCUAAUGAUAUUCUUGCAUCAGAUACAGCAUUUAUACUUGAUGUAACUGUAAUAAAACUGCAAUUGGUA
Scylla paramamosain (green mud crab) is the source of this 2141-nucleotide messenger RNA. It is a transcript of the gene eEFSec, whose product is annotated as selenocysteine-specific elongation factor-like. The record is from RefSeq and is a predicted model, not a curated record. The transcript has 2 exons. Gene Ontology annotation, molecular function: GTPase activity; GTP binding; translation elongation factor activity. NCBI's taxonomy places the organism in Eukaryota, Metazoa, Arthropoda, Malacostraca, Decapoda, Portunidae. The coding region runs from base 210 to 1874 and encodes 554 amino acids. Gene Ontology annotation, biological process: selenocysteine incorporation.